AUGCGCACCUUUACCACCUCCGCCAUUCUCAUUUCAGGAGCACUUGCCGCGGCGAUCUCUCCACCAGGCACACCAGUCACGAUAGCCGAUCUGGAGCUCCGCCAGGUUCCUACUACUACCACCGCCACAAGCUCCUCGCUUCCCAACGCUGCCGCGGCAGCACAGGAAACAACCACGACAACGAACCCCGUCGCCACCACCACCACCACCUCUGCGCUUACCGGAAUCUCAACCACCACCGCUCUUUCUUCCUCCACAACAUCACCGACGACCACCACAGCCGUUGUCAAUCCCUUACUCACCUCGACCUCGACCUCGUCUCUACCCACCUUACUAUCUUCCACCAACCCCACCACCCUCGCCACCGCUACAACCACCACCGCCGCCGCUGGUGCCGCCAACCCGGCGACCAUCACCAGCGCAGCCGCCGCUGCAACCACCACGAACGCGGACCCCCUUAACGCAAACACAUGGAUCACGACCAAGUGGAGCCCGCAGACGGACGCCGCGGGAGCGACGAUUGGCUGGACGAAGGGUGUUCACACGCAGACGUGGGCGGCGGUGCCGGACCAGCUGCCUGCGGCGGGGAGCGGCCGGAUUGGGUUCGGGCAGUACGAUGGUGAUUCCGUGGUGGCAGCAGCAGCAGCUGUUACUGAGACGAGUACUUCUGAAAGCAGUAGUGGUACCGCGAGGCUUAUAGGGGGUGAUCGUGUGCUUGGUGUGGUGAUUGUAGCGGUGAUGAUGGGCAUGGGAUUAUGA
This is a messenger RNA of Lasiodiplodia theobromae, 759 nucleotides long. RefSeq lists its product as uncharacterized. The record is from RefSeq and is a predicted model, not a curated record. The coding region runs from base 1 to 759 and encodes 252 amino acids. Lineage: Eukaryota; Fungi; Ascomycota; Dothideomycetes; Botryosphaeriales; Botryosphaeriaceae. The transcript has a single exon.